CAAAUUCAUAAUCCCGAUAACAUGCCUCAAUCCAAUGAAAAGAAAUCAUUUCAAAGAGGGAUAUGUAUGAACAUCUAGUGUCUUUGUGAGCAGACACAAAAUCCAUAUCAACUUUUCAUUUCAUUUCACCGGUUUGAAGUCACUCACAGAGAAUGAUGGCAACAAAAACAAAAACCAAAGACAGGAAACAUGUUUACAAUCAACAAUUAUCGUUUACAAAGAGACGAAGCUGCACACCGAAGAGAUGGUGCUCUUCGAGAUGCGAGAGAAGAGGCUGGUGGUGUCUCAUCGUUGCCGUAAACUUAUUAAGUUGUUGUUCCUGGUCUCUGGCAAUACAACCAACAAUGGCAGAGAUGGAAAUGCAUGUGGUAGAUGGCGGAGAGGGAGAGCCUCUUGGUAGUACACACCAAGGAUCUAACACCAAAAGUUUCAUCAUGAAAUCUACAGGAAACACUACCGGUGUGGUGGCGGCAACAAAAGGCCAUAUUGCAGUUGCUCAAAGUAUUGUUGGUGAUUUGGAGAUUCCCGGUACUACUAGGGACGUUAGGGGCGGUAGUAAUGAAAGUAUAAAUAAUAACUUUGGUCGUUUACAUAAACAGCACAACAAAGAGGCAAAAGUUUCAUUAAAGUUCUCAACGUCAGCAAUAGAGGAGGAUGUGGCGGCAACAGAACCACAACGGAAUGGCAUUGCCACAAUGGAAAUGAAUGAAAUGAAAGGCUACACCAACACCACCGCCACCACAACCAUGGACACAGCCACCACAAUUAGUAGCGGCACCACCACAACGCUGCCCUGGGAUUUAAAUCAUACCCUCGGUCUGACUGAGAAUGCCUUUCACCAGGAAUGCAUGGAGAAUCGCAAUUCCCUGGCCCAUGUCUUCACCGUGGCCCUGUAUUCGGUGGUGUGUGUGGUGGGCCUGUUCGGCAACACUCUGGUGAUCUGGGUGGUAUUUCGCUUCUCCAAAAUGCAGACAGUCACAAAUAUUUAUAUUCUCAAUCUGGCGAUAGCCGAUGAGUGCUUCCUCAUUGGCAUACCAUUCCUGUUGUACACCAUGCGUAUUUGCAGCUGGAAGUUUGGCGAGUACAUGUGCAAGGCCUACAUGGUGAGCACAUCGAUAACCCAAUUUACUUCGUCCAUAUUUUUGCUAAUAAUGGCAGCGGACCGGUAUCUGGCGGUGUGUCAUCCGAUUGAAUCGCCCCGCUAUCGUACGCUGCGUAUCGCCAAGCUCGUCUCAAUGAUUGCCUGGAUUACAUCGGCCAUACUGAUGAUGCCGGUGAUAUUGUUUGCCAGCACAAUACGGCAGGAGGAUGGCAUCAACUAUUCAUGCAACAUUGACUGGCCGGAGGUGUACAAGAAACACUCGGGAACCACCUUCAUCCUCUACACAUUCCUGUUGGGCUUUGCCACCCCGCUGUGUUUUAUUUUGGUCUUCUAUUAUUUGGUGAUUAAGAAAUUGCGUAGCGUCCAGCAGAAGCAUAAAUCGAAGGAGAAGAAGCGUUCCCAUCGCAAGGUCACACGUCUGGUGUUGACUGUCAUAACGGUGUACAUAUUCUGCUGGCUGCCCCACUGGGUGUCCCAGGUAUCGUUGAUUAACUCUUUUGUGGGUCAGCGAGAAUUGACACGGGUGGAAAUACUGCUCUUCCUGCUCUUUGGCUGUCUGGCCUACUCGAACUCGGCCAUGAAUCCCAUACUCUAUGCCUUUCUAAGUGACAAUUUCCGCAAAUCAUUUACCAAGGCUUUCAGCUGUAUGACCAGCCACGAGGUGGAGGCCCAGUUAAUUAACGAAAAUAGUGUGGUGACCCACAAACGGACGGGUAGCGGUGCCAAGCAACGCAAGGGCUCGAGACGGGUGUCGGUGCCCAAGACGGGACCAUCACCACAACAAAAUAAUUGUUUUCUGGCACCCACGAUUGUGCAUAACAGUGGUGGCGGUUCGUCAUCGGGUACAUCAGGAACAUCCGCCUCGACGGCAACCACGGCAACUGAUAAAUCAUCAUCGAAUAGUCAACAGCAACCGAGAAAGGAAAUUAAUGGUGGUGUCAUUUGUACCACAACAAAGGAUGGUGAAAAAAUCACAUUGGUAGUAAAUCAAGAUGGGGAGGGGGAGGAGAGGGUCGGUGUGGCGGAAGAUCAAACGAAUGUUUAGAGCUGAGGAUGAUAGAAGGAUGGUAAUUAAUGGAAAUCAACCUGAAAUUAUGCAACGAAUAUUCGAAUGUUUCUGGUGUCGACCAGCUGUUUCUUACAGUUCUUGCCUAAAAGUAUGCUGUAAAUUAGUUGUAUUAUUUAUUUAAUUAAUUAAAGUGAAUGAGAAUUAAAGCUGUUGUAUUUCGUAGUAUUAAGCGAUAGAUUUAAGAUUAAAUUAUGUAAAGAAAAAUUAAGGAAUUUCAAAGAAUU
Molecule: messenger RNA, 2395 nt
Organism: Musca domestica (house fly)
Lineage: Eukaryota; Metazoa; Arthropoda; Insecta; Diptera; Muscidae
Gene: AstC-R1
Product: somatostatin receptor type 3
Exons: 1
Coding region: 153-2147 (664 amino acids)
Biological process (GO): G protein-coupled receptor signaling pathway
Cellular component (GO): neuron projection; membrane
Molecular function (GO): somatostatin receptor activity; peptide binding
Source: RefSeq, a predicted model, not a curated record